This is a messenger RNA of Marchantia polymorpha subsp. ruderalis, 2113 nucleotides long. The record is from the annotation of a GenBank genome assembly. Lineage: Eukaryota; Viridiplantae; Streptophyta; Marchantiopsida; Marchantiales; Marchantiaceae.
GUACGCCAUUCGUUUCCGUUCGUUCACGGGGUUUGCAGUCCGAGCACUAGAGGAAGUGCAGUGUCUGCCUUUCGAGCUGCGGCGCGGAGGGAUUUGCCAGCAGCAGCAGCAGGAGAGGAGUCGAGGAUCCUCCCGCGGUGCAGGUUGGAAAGGGACACUCACUCUCGGGUCGAUCGACAGACAGUUCGAGCGCAAUGGAGACCUUCCUAUUCACCUCCGAGUCCGUGAACGAGGGUCACCCCGACAAGAUGUGCGAUCAGAUUUCUGACGCCGUCUUGGAUGCGUGCCUGGAGCAGGAUGUCGACAGCAAGGUGGCUUGCGAGACCUGCACCAAGACUAACAUGGUGAUGGUGUUCGGGGAGAUCACCACCAAGGCGAAGAUCGACUACGAGAAGAUCGUCAGGGACACCUGCCGCGAGAUUGGCUUCGUCUCGGCCGAUGUGGGUCUGGACGCCGAUCACUGCAAGGUGUUGGUGAACAUCGAGCAGCAGAGCCCCGAUAUCGCCCAGGGAGUGCACGGUCAUUUCACCAAGAAGCCCGAGGAGAUCGGGGCCGGUGACCAAGGUCACAUGUUCGGGUACGCCACGGACGAGACCGAGGAGCUCAUGCCCCUGACCCACGUCCUGGCCACCAAGCUCGGCGCCCGCCUGACCGACGUCAGGAAGGAUGGCACCUGCGGAUGGUUGAGGCCCGAUGGCAAGACCCAGGUCACCGUCGAGUACCGCAACGAGGGAGGCGCAAUGGUGCCCAUCCGAGUGCACACCGUGCUCAUCUCCACGCAGCACGACGAGACCGUCACCAACGACCAGAUCGCCGCGGACCUGCGCGAGCACGUGAUCAAGCCCGUCAUCCCCGAGAAGUACUUGGACGAGAACACCAUCUUCCACCUGAACCCUUCGGGCCGCUUCGUGAUCGGAGGUCCCCACGGAGAUGCCGGUCUCACCGGGCGUAAGAUCAUCAUCGACACCUAUGGAGGCUGGGGCGCCCACGGAGGAGGUGCUUUCUCCGGCAAGGACCCGACCAAGGUCGACAGGAGUGGCGCAUACAUUGUCAGGCAGGCGGCCAAGAGCGUCGUCGCCGCUGGCCUCGCACGCCGGUGCAUUGUCCAGGUCUCGUACGCCAUCGGAGUCCCCGAGCCCCUCUCGGUGUUCGUCGACACCUACGGCACGGGAAAGAUCCCCGACGGAGAGAUCUUGCAGAUCAUCAAGGAGACCUUCGAUUUCCGCCCCGGUAUGAUCUCUAUCCACCUCGACUUGAAGCGCGGAGGCAACAAGAGAUUCCAGAAGACCGCCGCCUACGGCCACUUCGGGCGCAGCGACCCCGACUUCACAUGGGAGGUCGUCAAGCCUCUCAAGUGGGCCAAGGCCGACGCCUAAGCUCCAACCUUUUGCCUUUCUCAUGGUUUUCAGCAGCGGAGAGUCAGUACUGGAAUCCCCGCAAUGCAGCAGGCAGGGGAGGCCAGGUAACAGCAGAGCGUCGAUUACAAAGGGUAAUGUAAUGUGUCUGAAGCAGUAACGGAGCAUUUUAGGUCUCUACGCUCUUUGCGGUCUUUGUAUACGGUCCAUGUAGGGAAUGCUCGGGGGAUUGCCUGACCGACGGACUGAUUGAAUAGAACGAGCCGGUCUGUCAGCCAUCGCUGCCUGUCGUUCUCUGGCCGAUAACCUCGGUUUCUUCAGACCCCUCAGUUUAGAUCUGCAAGCCGUGGAGUGUAUAGUAAGUCUUUGAUACAUUCAAAUAGCAUCAUAAUAAGUGAGUUCCUAUCUUUAUUACACUUUCGGCUCUGCUCUGUCGUAGUUCAUUCUUUCAGAGGUGGCUCGGGUUCACAGCAACACAUCGAUGUUUUGUCACAUGUAUUGCGGGAAGCUGCAUUGUAACUCGUUACUAAGAAUUUUUUCUGGCUAUAAAAAUUGCCGGGUGUAACCCUGCGUGCACCCUAUCAUCUAAUGGUGAUAACAAGGCUCCAGGCUCAGUCAUACUUUACAUGAAACAUCUCUCGCGGCUAGCUGCAUUGCUUUUUUCUCGUCAUAGUUUUGAGCGUAAGAGUGGUAGAUCCUGUAUUUUGGAUCCGUUUUUUUCUGUAUCCUUCAAAACUUGGAAAUGUUGUCAUAGAUGC